This is a messenger RNA of Humulus lupulus (European hop), 2205 nucleotides long. Its product is annotated as protein FAR1-RELATED SEQUENCE 5-like. NCBI's taxonomy places the organism in Eukaryota, Viridiplantae, Streptophyta, Magnoliopsida, Rosales, Cannabaceae. The transcript is spliced from 5 exons. Bases 1 to 2205 code for a protein of 734 amino acids. The record is from RefSeq and is a predicted model, not a curated record. Gene Ontology annotation, biological process: regulation of DNA-templated transcription.
AUGGAAGGACAUUCCAACAAUCAAAGUAAUAAAGACCAAGAAGUUACAAUUGAUGGUGCAGCAAAAAUAAAGCAGAUUCAUUCCAACAUUCCUGAUGAAGAGAUACCAAAGGUUAGUAUGGAAUUUGAAACUGAAGAACAAGCUUACAAUUUUUAUAAUGUUUAUGCUUAUAAAGUUGGAUUUAGCAUACGAAGAAGCAAAGGGCAUAAGGAUAAUAAAGAUGGAAAAGUAAAAGACAGAACUUUUUGUUGCUCAUGUGAAGGCUUUCGCAAAAAAGAUAAACGAUAUGAUAAUGUGAAAUGUCAUCGUGCUGAAACAAGGUUUGGUUGUUUGGCGAGGAUGAAGAUAAAACUUCAUCAAUUUGGAAAUUAUCAAGUUGUUGAAUUCUAUGCGGACCAUACACAUAUGACUUCAAGCCCUAGUAAGAGCCACUUACAUAGGUCACAAAGAAGAAUAACCCCUGCUCAAGCAUCUGAAAUUGAAUUGGCUGAGAAUUCAGGAAUUGCUCCUAAAGCUAGUAUGGAACUAAUGAUUAGGCGAGCUGGUGGACAUGAAAAUCUUGGAUUUAUUUUGGAUGAUUGUCGGAAUUAUAUACGCACCAAAAGAACAAUUCAAAUGCGUACAGGAGAUACAGGUGGUGUUCUUGAAUAUCUUCAACAGAUAAAGUCAAAAGAUCCAAAAUUUUUUUAUGCUUUGCAAGUGGACAAAGAUGAUUUGUUAACGAAUAUUUUUUGGGCAGAUGCACACAUGAUGGCAUCAUAUCAUAACUUUGGUGAUGUUGUUUGCGUUGACACAACCUACCGAAAAAAUCAUGAUUGCCGGCCUUUUGUUAUGUUCGUUGGGGUAAAUCAUCAUAAACAAACCACUAUAUUCAGGGCUGCAUUGUUAUACGAUGAAACUACUGCAACCUUUAUGUGGUUAUUUGAUACUUUUGUAGCAGCAAUGUCAGGGAAAAAACCAAAAACUAUUCUUACUGAUCAAGAUGCAGCAAUGGCAAAGGCAUUAAGAUCCCAAUGGCCAGAGACUUAUCAUCGCUUAUGCAUUUGGCAUAUGUAUCAAAAUGCAGCAAAACACCUGAGUAGUGUUUUUGAAAGAUUUCGUGAAUUUGCUACGGAUUUUGGAAAUUGCAUAUAUGAAUAUGAUGAAGAAUGUGAAUUCAUUGAGGCUUGGGGGAACAUGCUUGGGAAAUAUAAUCUUGAAAAUAAUGAUUGGUUGGCAAAACAAUUCGAGUUGAAGGAGAAGUGGGCACUUGUAUAUGGAAGAGAGACUUUUUGUGCAAAUAUGACUACUACUCAACGAAGUGAAAGCAUGAAUAAUGUACUUAAAAAGUAUGUUAGCUAUCAACACACUUUGUUGCGUUUUUUCAAACAUUUUGAGAGGUUAAUUGAUGAUCUUCGUUAUGAAGAGUUAAAAGCAGAUUUUAGAGUAAGUCAACGCAAUUUAGCACCAUCUCUCCCAAUUGAAAUUUUGAAUCAUGCAGCAUAUGUGUAUACCCCUGCAGUGUUGAGAAUGUUUGAGGUUGAGUUUUCAAAGGCUUAUAACUGUGCUAUGGAAUUUUUUACUGAGCUAGGAGCAGUGGCAGAGUAUAAGCGUACUCCUAAUAGAUGGACAAAGCAUGCGAAGAUUGGAGCUACAGGUAGUACAUCUGAGAUUAAACAGGGAGAUGAUCCUAAAGCAUGUUUGGCAAUGCGUUAUCAAGAUUUGUCGAGAUCUUACACUCAUAUUGUAACAAGAGCAUCAGAAACUGAAAAAGCCUAUAAAGUUGCUAGAAAUGGCUUUAAAAGACUUUGGGAUGAUGUUGAUGCAUGUUUGAGAGAAGAAAGAAUUGAAAGUAAAGAGGAGAGUCAUACUACUUUUGGAAUUGAUACAACAGUAAAAGGUAUAAAAACAAAAAAUAAGAGAAUUUGUGGUAGCUCUUCUCGUCCAAAGAAUUCUCUUGAGAAGAUGUGUAAGAAAACCAAAGUUACCAAAAAAAAAUCGUCUACGAAACAGGUAUCACCAAACUUUAACAAUAACGAUAAAGUCAAUAACUAUAUGCUACAUUCUCAACCAGAUUUGUCAUUCUCUACAACUUCAUUUAAUCUUAACCAUAUUGGUAUGACACCUAAAAAUUCAAGUAUAGGAACAAGCAUGUCUGAAUUGCUCUUACAGGCUGAGUCUACAUCUUUUGGAUUUGAAGGUAGCCAAUUUUUCAAGAAUAUAUAA